Messenger RNA from Oreochromis niloticus (Nile tilapia), 1617 nucleotides. RefSeq lists its product as uncharacterized. The coding region runs from base 130 to 1617 and encodes 495 amino acids. Lineage: Eukaryota; Metazoa; Chordata; Actinopteri; Cichliformes; Cichlidae. The record is from RefSeq and is a predicted model, not a curated record. The transcript has 4 exons.
GUACAGUGUUUAGUUGUUUAGAAAAACCUACUACGGAAAUCAUGGAGUUCGACCUCUGUGAGCGGCAGCAAGCAGCUCUCAACACCACCCAUUCUCUUAAUAAAUGAUGAAAGUGUUGCUCAAGAACUCAUGUUUGGUGUGAAGGGUGGUGAUAUAACCUCUGGUCAUGAGUGGUGUGACUUAAAUAAUGACACCCUGUCUGUACCUGGUGGUCGACCUGACUGUUCCUUAGCUCAUUCAUCUUGUGACUCUAAUACUUGUUAUGAAUUGUGUAAGAUCAAAUUAUUGUGUAAACCAGAGGAAAACAAUUCAAAGCGACCUCUGAGUGAUGCUCUCCCUCCUGUACUCAACAAGCACAAUUCGCCUGAGUUUUGUGUUUCUGGUCAAGAGAACAGUAAUGGCAAUGUGGUCUGUGUUCUGAACCCUAAAAGUGAAUUGUGCCCCCCAGAAGAAGGAGAUGGGGGACACAUGUCUGAACCAUGUAGCUCCAGCUCCCCUCAGGGCGCAGUGAAUGCUGAGGCUGAGAUCUGGGCCUCCGAUACUGUCUCUAAUGAUCAUGUUUUACCUUCAGUUUGUGUAAAUUUGGAAUCAUGCUCUUUUGUUUCUUCUAAAUCAUUUCAGGAUGGGGUGUUGGUUGGGAGUACUACUGACUUAGUGAGCUCACAGUCUGCACCACCACUGGCAGCCACAGGUCUUUUAAACACAGUGUCAGCUGCACCUCCCUUCAUAGGUGACUCAGAGUCUCUGUCUAAGUCAGCUUCUGGUGGGGGGCUAGCUGGGGAAUGCAGGACUGAGACUGCUAAAUAUCAGGCCGAGCCCCAUGAUUCCUGUCAGUCAGAGCAUAAUGAGGCUUCAAUCCCCUCUGACAGCGUCACUUUUGAGUUGUUAGUGACUAAUGUGGUUACUGUUAAAGCUAAUGGCUCUGUCAAACCAAUCACAGAAGAGUUUAUUCAGACUCUUGGCAUUAACCUAGUGCCAGCCUCCCCAUCCGAAGUAAGUGUAACUGCUGUAGGUGUAGCCACAGACUCUAAUCAGGUUACAUGUCCACCACAUGACUGCAAAAUGAACGUGAAUGAGUCUUCUUUGACCAAUGGUGCCGAAUUGAUGGAUGUCCGGGAACCUAGCCAUGAACAGAUGAAUCACGUGUCUAUGAACAAUUCUGUUAUAAAUGCAGUUCGUGUGGCCGAACUAGCCCCUUUGGUGACUGAAACCCUGUCACAGGUGGAGACUGAAGACACGGGGCUCCAUAACUGCUCAGCCUGCAUCUACUACUGGAUGCCCUGGUGUGCCAGCCCUGCACCCCGCUGCAUCCCCGCAGCUGCACGCUACGUCAGCUGGAGGGCCCGAGGAGCCCGUCCAGCAACCUGCUUCGUCAGCUGCCCGUCCAGCCGCCACCCGCUCAACCACCUGCGGCCCCGCCGUCUGCUUCGCCUAUGCCGUCGCCUGGUCCAGCUCCGGUUUCUGCUUCCGCUCCGCCUGGUCCGGCUUCAGCUUUGCCUGGUCCUGCCUCGCCGCCAGCGCCUGCCAAGCUACGUUCACGACUGCGCUUUUGCCGGCCACUUUCCGGGCCACCGGCUGGAUGUCAUCGCUGGCAUGGGCGGCCCCCUGAACUCUUAA